Symbiodinium pilosum is the source of this 1353-nucleotide messenger RNA. NCBI's taxonomy places the organism in Eukaryota, Dinophyceae, Suessiales, Symbiodiniaceae. The record is from the annotation of a GenBank genome assembly.
AUGAGCCGGAAAGCUGAAGAGGAUGAUGGACACCCAUGCUGGCUGCGGUGCCCCAAAUUUGUGCCGGCCUGCAGCAACUUCUCCAUCCAGUACAACUACUCGUCGGCGAGUAUUGCUGCCGCUAUCAUGUUGUCCCAUAACGACAUGAUUGGUGACGGAAUUAGACCCGACUUCCCGCAGCAGCCAUGGGUGGCACAUGGCCUGCUAGGUGCGGUUUUCAUCGGCUCCGUGGUGGGCAUGCUGACGAUGGGGUACUUGGGAGAUGUAUUGGGCAUCCGACCAGCUUUGAUAAUCACCAAUGGCUUGGCGGCUUUCGGAGCAUUGGCAUCGUCGCUGUUCUCUUGGGGUACGCCAGAGACCAUCUGGACAAUGAUUGCCAUUAGUCGAUUGAUCAUGGGAAUCGGGGUGGGCGGCAACUAUCCUCUUAGCGCCGCGAAGGCAGCGGAGCCAGGAAAGGGAGCAAGAGAGGUGAGUGCCGUGGACGCGGCAAACAGUGCUGCGAAAGCAUUCUUUUGGCAAGGACCUGGGCAGCUGGCUCCCUACUUGCUGGCACUGCCACUGCUCCGACUGCCUCCAAACCAGGGCAUUACUUCCGUCCAGUUCCGUGUGCUCCUUGGAAUCGGGGCGAUACCUGCAGCGGUGGUAUUUCUGUGCUCCGUCUACGAGGAACAUUAUCCUGCGGCUAGCGUGCCAGGCCGCGGCAACCUUCGUGAUAAACGUCACUGGCAACUCCUGGUAGGAACAGCGGGCUGCUGGUUUCUUUUCGAUAUCGCCUUCUAUGGCACGGUGAUAUUCUCCCCGGUCAUCCUCCUGAAGGUCUUUGGCAAGACUGAGUCCUUGACUUCCCUGGCAGUGCAUGCAGCUGCCACAAUACUGGUCACUAUCCUGGGCAAUGGUGCAAGCUUGGCAGCUCUGAGCUGGAUAGGGGCCAAAGCACUGAACACUGCUGGUCACGUUGCCAGCUGCUUCGCAUUCUGCGCCUUUGCUUUGGCGUACAAGUACUUCCAUGAAGAGCACCUGCUGCAGUUCGUGCUGCUAUGUAUAGUCAAGUGCGCUUGCAAUUUGGACAGACAGAUCAAACAUCCCCGCAGCCCUGCCUCCCAGUUUGGCACUUUCCAUGAACAACAUCUCGACGUUCAUGCUGCCAGUGUUGGCUUUUCCUCGCAACGUACGGUCAACCUUCCAUGGCAUUUCAGCUGCAGCUGCCAAGCUUGGUGCCAUGGUGGGGACUGUCCUCUUCCCAGCGCUCGAAGGAUAUGGCAUUCCCGCUGUGAUGCUAACGCAGGCAGCUGUCUGUGGCGUCGGAGCCUGCUGCAGUCACUGGUUCCUGGAUGUCAUGGUAGAGGAUGUUGA